AUUUUUGAAAAUCUGCUCUAUGUGUCCGCAAAUCAGUCGUUACCCCACAAAUCUGUUCUAUUCCUCCCCAGCCAGCGAUGGCGCCACCGCCACCGCCACCGGCCGGUUCGUCCGCCAUUGACGCCCUUCAAUUUCUCAGCACUGCCCUUUCCCAGCGCGGCCCUUAUGCCCUGCCCUACGCCGAGGAGACCAAGUGGCUCAUCCGCCAGCAUCUCGUCUCCCUCAUCGAAGCCUACCCCUCACUGCACCCGCAAACUUCCUCCUUCACCCACAACGAUGGCCGCACGGUCAACCUUCUCCAGGCUGACGGCACCAUCCCCAUCGUAUUUGGCAACGUCUUCUACAACAUCCCAUUAUCCAUCUGGCUCAUCGAGCGUUACCCCCUUUCCCCUCCCUCUGUCUUCCUCAAUCCUACCCCUCAGAUGGUAGUGAAAGCUAAUCAUCCACACGUCGAUCGCUCCGGCUGCGUCCACGUCCCCUACCUCCAGAACUGGGUUUACCCCUCCUCAAACCUGGUUGACCUUGUCCGUUCCCUCUCCCAGAUCUUCAGUAACGACCCUCCUCUCUUCUCCCGCCAAAACCCUAACUCUAAUCCUCCCCCAAAUCCCAUUCCAUCCCCCUCCCCUCCCCCUAAUGCAUCCCGAUUCUUCUCCUCACUGUCUCCCUACGCCUCCCGGCUACAGGGUAGGCUGACUGAAGACGCCAAUGAGGUUUUCCGACGAAACGCCAUAAACAAGAUAAUUGAAGCUGUCCACGCUGACAUCGCCGGGCUCCACAAAGCGCGGGAGGCGGAAAUUGAGGGGCUAUUCGCCAUCCAGGCCGAGCUCCGGCGCCGGGAGCAAGAGCUCGCCUGUGGGAUCCGCGAAAUGUUGGAGGAGAAGGAGGGGCUGGAGCAGCAGCUCCGACUUGUGCUCAUGAACAUGGACUUGCUCGAGGGAUGGGUUAGGCAAAAUGAGGGGAAGUGGCCGCACGAGUUUGAUGUGGAUAAUGUGUUUCAGCCGGCUGAUGUGCUCUCCAGACAGCUGCUUGAGUGCACUGCGGCGGACCUUGCAGUGGAAGACACAAUCUAUUCUUUGGAUAAGGCAAUGCAGGAGGGAUCGAUACCAUCUGAUAUGUAUUUGAAGAAUGUAAGGGCGCUGUCGAGAGAGCAGUUCUUUCAUCGGGCCUUGGAAACUAAGCUGCGAGCUGCACGUGUUCAGUCUCAGGUCACAAGCAUGGCCGCUAGGGCAUCGCAUUAUGCUUCAUAGGAGGGCAGUCCUAUGGUUGUUGUUAUUGGUUGAGGCUAAUUCUAUUGGCUAAAACAUUUUUUGGUUCUUUGGAGCAUUAUUGAUUCCCUAUUAUGUGCCAGUUGCGACUUGGUUUACAAUGGUUUAUAAUGCAAUGUUGGUGAUGGUUCUCAAGUUUGAGGGAGUUUUUAGGGUGCGACGGAUAUGCCAUUUUCAAUUGUCUUUUCUAUGCCUUAUUCUUGUUGUGAGGUACUCGUUCCUUUUUUGUCGUUUCCCUAUUUAUUCACCUAUCUUUUUCUACAUAAACUGGUAGACUGACUCUCUACAUGAAUUCAAUGAUGGGUUGCUUUGAUUUUGGAACAUAAUACAACUUAUCUAGAUUUUCCUUGUAUUAAC
Dendrobium catenatum is the source of this 1622-nucleotide messenger RNA. Its product is annotated as protein ELC-like. The record is from RefSeq and is a predicted model, not a curated record. Gene Ontology annotation, biological process: protein transport; endosome to lysosome transport; protein modification process. Lineage: Eukaryota; Viridiplantae; Streptophyta; Magnoliopsida; Asparagales; Orchidaceae. Gene Ontology annotation, cellular component: ESCRT I complex. The transcript has 2 exons. Gene Ontology annotation, molecular function: ubiquitin binding. Bases 78 to 1247 code for a protein of 389 amino acids.